AACCUACCCAGAAACCUCUCUCUCUCUCUCUCUCUACAAUGGCCACAAUGCCUCUUCUCUGCAUUGCCACAUUUCUCUCUCUUUUCGCCGCCGCCACUGCUCGAAUCCCCGGAGUUUACACCGGCGGUCCAUGGCUCGCGGCUCACGCCACUUUCUAUGGCGGCAGUGAUGCUUCUGGAACCAUGGGUGGUGCUUGUGGGUACGGGAAUCUGUACAGCCAGGGCUAUGGAGUGAACACAGCGGCUCUGAGCACUGCUCUGUUCAACAAUGGCCUCAGCUGUGGUGCGUGCUUCGAGAUCAAGUGCGUCCAGGACCAGAAAUGGUGCAACCCUGCAAGUCCUGCCAUUAUUGUCACUGCCACCAAUUUCUGCCCUCCCAACUUCGCUCUCUCCAGCGACAAUGGAGGAUGGUGUAACCCCCCUCGAUCGCACUUCGAUCUCGCCAUGCCUGUCUUCCUUAAGAUCGCUCAAUACCGCGCCGGAAUCGUUCCCGUCAGCUACCGCCGAGUGGCAUGCAGAAAGAGAGGGGGAAUCAGAUUCACGAUCAACGGCUUCCGUUACUUCAACUUGGUGCUGAUCACCAACGUUGGAGGUGCAGGGGAUAUUGUGCGCGCAAGCAUCAAAGGAUCUAAGACAAACUGGAUGAGCAUGACUCGCAACUGGGGGCAAAACUGGCAAUCCAACGCCGAUUUGGGAGGCCAGGCUCUUUCGUUUAGAGUCACCGGCAGCGACAGGCGGACCUCCACCUCCUGGAACGUGGCACCCCCUAAUUGGCAGUUUGGCCAGACAUUCAUGGGCAGGAAUUUCCGUGUCUAGCCAUAUAUAUCUACCUUUCCGCCAAUGGUUCUUUUUGUAAUUUUAACUUGUCCGGUCCAGGUUCACACGCCUUCAGCUUUCGGUCAUUUUACCGGGGAAGUUUGAGGUUAGCUAGAACUUAAUAGGAACAACGGUAAGAGUAGGGGCAGUUAGGAAAAAAGAGUGAAAGUGACGUUUAUGGUUAUGUGAGAUUUUUUUUUUAUUUAAAAUUUUUGGGUGGGGUUGGGGAAUUUGUCAAAAUGUAUCAGUAAAGUGUAAUGGAGUCGCUGGUUCGUAUUAAAAUACCCAGCAAUGUGUAAUUUUUUUUUUUUUGGUUGGUGUGUAAAAUGCUGAGGCGGCGGCAAGAUUUUGCAUGUAGCCCGCAGCUCUGUCUCUGAUUAAUCAUUAUUACAUAUAAUAAUAUAUAUUUAAGUUGUCAUUUAA
Molecule: messenger RNA, 1238 nt
Organism: Neltuma alba
Lineage: Eukaryota; Viridiplantae; Streptophyta; Magnoliopsida; Fabales; Fabaceae
Product: expansin-A4
Exons: 3
Coding region: 39-815 (258 amino acids)
Biological process (GO): plant-type cell wall organization
Cellular component (GO): extracellular region
Source: RefSeq, a predicted model, not a curated record